CGACGCCGUCUCUCGAGUACCUUAUGCUGGUCCAACAAGAACUGCCGUGGCCCGACAGCCUAGUUUGAGUUUGGCACUUCCCAAAUCCCAGUUCAUCCUAAAUCCCGAGUUCUUUCAAACCUCACUCAAACACAAAAACCACAGCCCAUCUUCUGCUCCUGCGUAUCAACAAUUUCAGAGUAGAGAUGGAGUUGUGGGUCAGGGGACACGUGGCACUGGGUUUGGCGCUGAUGGGUUUGCUGGUUUUGUGCCAAAUGGAAGGGUCAGAUGGGUUGAGGUUCGUGAUAGAUAGAGAGGAGUGCUUCUCUCAUGAUGCAAAGUACCAGGGCGACACCAUUCACGUCUCUUUUGUUGUCAUCAAAGUUGAUUCGUCUUGGCAUAACACUGAAGAUGGUGUUGAUCUUGUGAUAAAGGGGCCUUCUGGUGAACAAAUUAAUGACAUACGUGACAAGACAAGCGAGAAGUUUGAGUUUGUGGUUCAGAAGCAAGGUGUUCACCAGUUCUGCUUCACUAAUAAGUCUCCUUACCAUGAAACCAUUGACUUUGAUGUACAUGCUGCUCACUUUACUUACUAUGACCAGCAUGCUAAAGAUGAGCAUUUUGCACCCUUGCUGGAGCAGAUAGCGAAAUUGGAGGAAGCCCUUUUCAACAUCCAAUUUGAACAACAUUGGUUAGAGGCCGAGACUGACCGCCAGGCAAUAGUGAAUGAAGGAAUGAGCCGCAGAGCAACCCACAAGGCGUUAGUUGAAUCAGGAGCACUCAUUGGGGUUAGCAUCCUCCAAGUUGUUCUCUUGAAACGUUUGUUUGAACGCAAGCUUGGAUCAUCUAGGGUUUAGAUCAGUUGUCUACUUACCUUUGCCUAUUUACUGAUUGUAAUAUUAGAAAAUGGAAAAUAUUGAUAUUGAAAUAUCACAAAACGGAAUCUGUACCAUUCACAGGAGUUAAUGUUUUAAAGAUGGUCUUUUUGAUUACUGUCAGCCUAUUUGAGUUGAUUAUUGUCAUUGAUACUUGAA
This is a messenger RNA of Prunus persica (peach), 1013 nucleotides long. Its product is annotated as transmembrane emp24 domain-containing protein p24beta2. The transcript has 5 exons. Gene Ontology annotation, cellular component: Golgi apparatus; COPII-coated ER to Golgi transport vesicle; endoplasmic reticulum. The record is from RefSeq and is a predicted model, not a curated record. Gene Ontology annotation, biological process: intracellular protein transport; Golgi organization; endoplasmic reticulum to Golgi vesicle-mediated transport. The coding region runs from base 186 to 836 and encodes 216 amino acids. Lineage: Eukaryota; Viridiplantae; Streptophyta; Magnoliopsida; Rosales; Rosaceae.